AUGGAUUUAUGAAUAAAUUUGAGAUUAAUGUGCUUUGUAUGUUUCCAAAAUAAGAAUUUUGUUGCUAAUAAAGAAGCAUGCUUACAAAAAACUAUAUUAAUUUCUAUUAUAACUUUCGUGAGACAUUCUAAAUUAUAUAGACACGCGACUCGGCGACUGUCGCGUUGCUACUGGCUACACCCGCAACAGUGCAGUCUGACGCAGAUUUCAGACUCGGCUUCCAGGCAGGUGGUAAUGCCUAGUCGAGUAUCUCGUCAAAUUAUUACGUGAGUAAGCCGAAAACAUAAUAAAUAACACUAUUAUUAUAC
This is a messenger RNA of Spodoptera exigua (beet armyworm), 308 nucleotides long. NCBI's taxonomy places the organism in Eukaryota, Metazoa, Arthropoda, Insecta, Lepidoptera, Noctuidae. The record is from the annotation of a GenBank genome assembly.